GAGCAGCGUAAAGCUCACCCCAAUGGCUCCGAUGCUGCGCCCUCGCUUGGCGUCCGCCGCAGCGCGCGCCGCCUCGCGCGUGCUCACGCGCACUGCGCCUUCGGCUCCAUGGGCUGCAGCCUCCUUCGCGGACCAGGCACUGGGCCCCGUGGCGGGCGAGCCGCAGCGCCGCGUCCAGUACGACUCGCACAUGCCCACGACGCCGCUGCAGAAGAUCGUGCUGUCCGUCACGUCGGCGCUCACCGUGUUCGCGAACCCGGACCGUGGCGACAUGCUGGCCGCGCUGGGAGAGGUCACGGGCCGUGAUGCGCUGCGCCGCAUCCACGCGCGCAUGUGCGCCGACCCCAUGGGCGCGCGCAUCUUGGCCGAGAAGCCCGUGAUCCGCAACGACAAGAUCGACAUGGAGUACCUGCGCGCGCUGCCCGCCGACUCGUUCGGCCGCCACUACGCCACGUUCAUGGAUUCGCACGGCUUCGACGCGGACGGCCGCUCGCUCGUGCGCUUCGUGGACGACCCGGAGCUGGCCUACGUCAUGCAGCGCCACCGCGAGUCGCACGACUUCUGGCACACGCUAUUCGACGUGCCCCCGACGGUGCUGGGCGAGAUCGCGCUCAAGUACGUCGAGAUGGCGCACUCUCAGCUGCCCGUUAGCGCGCUCAGCGCCUUUGUGGGGCCGCUGCGGCUCUCGAGCGAGGAGCGUUGUCUGCUCAUGAAGGUGUAUGUGCCGUGGGCCAGCCGCGCGUCCAAGAAGGCCCAUUCACUGCACUGCGUCAUGUACGAGGAGGAGUUCGAGACGCCCAUUCAGGAGCUGCGUCGACGUCUGAACAUCGAAGUCGCCCCUCCGCUCCCAGACUCGUCGGAGCACUACAAGCGCCACAAGGACGAUUCGCACUGA
Molecule: messenger RNA, 895 nt
Organism: Phytophthora sojae
Lineage: Eukaryota; Oomycota; Peronosporomycetes; Peronosporales; Peronosporaceae
Exons: 1
Coding region: 23-895 (290 amino acids)
Biological process (GO): ubiquinone biosynthetic process
Cellular component (GO): mitochondrial inner membrane
Source: RefSeq, a predicted model, not a curated record